Messenger RNA from Helianthus annuus (common sunflower), 1661 nucleotides. RefSeq names its product serine/threonine-protein kinase STY13. NCBI's taxonomy places the organism in Eukaryota, Viridiplantae, Streptophyta, Magnoliopsida, Asterales, Asteraceae. The record is from RefSeq and is a predicted model, not a curated record. Gene Ontology annotation, biological process: protein phosphorylation. The transcript is spliced from 6 exons. Gene Ontology annotation, molecular function: protein kinase activity; ATP binding. The coding region runs from base 373 to 1428 and encodes 351 amino acids.
UCGCCGAGUUUUUGUCAGAACGAUUCGCGAUUUCUCUUCCUUAUCUUUGCCGAUCAAGAACGCAACGCAAUCCCCACAUAAAGCCUACAACUUUACUCUCUCUCUCUCUCUCUCUCUCUAACUUCUGCUGGGUGUUUUUCUUUCAGUACCAAUACACAUUUGUUUCAAUUUGUCGGAUUUGUUGUAGUGGAAUUGAAAAUUGAGCAUGUGGGGUUUCGAUUCUUGUUCCUAAUAAAGUUAAUCCAAGAUUAACUUUUGACGAUUGGAUCUUUACGAUGUGGGUUUAACUUCAAGAUGUGGGUUUGAAAGUUUGCGUGCAAGGUGUUUGUGAAAAGUCCUCAGUGAGUGUUUGAGGAUAAAGAGUGGAAAAAGAUGGGAUCCGGAAAUGGGUUUUACUCUACUGGGGAGUUUAGUUUGGAAGCAAAGUGGUUGAUUGAUCCGAAGCAUCUUCUUGUUGGUCCAAAGAUUGGAGAGGGUGCACAUGCUAAAGUGUAUGAGGGCAAAUAUAAAAGCCAGAAUGUUGCAAUUAAAAUUAUAAACAAAGGCGAUACGCCAGAAGAAAUUGCUAAGAUUGAAGGAAGUUUUGGGCGAGAGAUUGCAAUGUUAUCUAAAGUUCAACACAAGAAUUUAGUAAAGUUCAUCGGAGCGUGCAAAGCACCAAUCAUGGUUAUAGUGACUGAGCUUCUUACUGGCGGGACACUAAGGAAAUACCUGGUUAAUAUGCGGCCUAGGGGUUUGGAUAGGCACGUUGCUAUUGGGUUUGCACUUGAUAUUGCUCGUGCAAUGGAAUGCUUACACUCACACGGGAUCAUUCACCGUGAUUUAAAACCUGAAAACUUGCUGCUGACCGCAGAUCACAAAUCUGUGAAACUUGCUGACUUUGGUUUAGCAAGAGAAGAAUCAUUAACAGAGAUGAUGACUGCAGAAACCGGAACUUACCGCUGGAUGGCUCCCGAGCUUUACAGUACAGUAACACUGAGGCAGGGAGAGAAGAAGCAUUAUAACCACAAGGUAGACGCUUAUAGCUUUGCAAUCGUCUUGUGGGAGCUUAUACACAAUAAGAUGCCGUUCGAGGGCAUGUCGAAUCUUCAAGCAGCCUAUGCAGCAGCUUUUAAGAAUGUGAGACCGAGUGCCGAUGACCUCCCUAAAGAUUUAGCACUAAUUGUGACAUCUUGUUGGAAGGAAGAUCCGAAUGCUCGGCCAAAUUUCAGUCAAAUAAUACAAAUGCUUCUCCAUUAUCUAUCCGCUGUCAACCCACCGCCAUCUGAAUCUGCUGCCGCCAUCCCACCUCGGAUGUUCAACGGCUUUCUACCAGAUUCUCCUGGUACAAGCACCUUAAUCUCAAAACAGAAUGAAACACCGAAAACACCCCUGCAAAACAGCCCCCGCGGGGGUACGUUCUCAUGCUUUUACCAGUGUUGUUGGUGAUGACAGACAGAAGAUGGAUACGGAAGGGAUACAUAGGGAAUACGGUUAAAUAGGAUGAUGAUCGGGUUAUGGGCAUUAGAUGAUAUGUAUAAGGUGUAAAUUGCUAUGAACUGACUUAGGUGAUGACAUAGGUUGGUGUGAUGAUAGUUGUGAUUGUAAAAUAUAAGAACCGUUCGGUUCCGAAGGCCCUUCAACCCACACACAACUCAAUAAAAGAUCUUUGUUUUUUUUUA